Tricharina praecox is the source of this 1540-nucleotide messenger RNA. Its product is annotated as Gti1/Pac2 family-domain-containing protein. The record is from RefSeq and is a predicted model, not a curated record. The transcript is spliced from 2 exons. Bases 129 to 1502 code for a protein of 457 amino acids. Lineage: Eukaryota; Fungi; Ascomycota; Pezizomycetes; Pezizales; Pyronemataceae. Gene Ontology annotation, molecular function: DNA binding.
CCCAACAUACCUACUAGACGCCGUUUCUAGUUUUCCCUUCGGAACGAACGAGCAUCUCGGGGAUCUUUGUUUCAGCGUCACGGCCGUGCAUCACCAGAGUUUCCUCGGAACUCUAAUUCUCCCCCAUCAUGUCGGGUGUCACUCCAUCUUUCCACGGCAUCGUGCUCAACAGCAGGGAUGCCCUCCUACUAUUCACGGACGCUAUUCAGGGCCAUAUUCCUAUGAUCACCCGUCGUCCUCACGACAAGGAACGUGCCUCCUCAAUCACGUCGGGAAAUAUCUUCAUCUACUGCGAACAUGGCUCGUCAAUCAAGCGGUGGACCGAUGGAGUCACCUGGAGUCCCAGCAGGAUCAUGGGCAACUUUCUUAUCUACCGCGAGCUCAACAAAGGAUUUCCCCCCGGCGAAAAGAAAAGGGCCGCGAAGAAGAAGCAACACCCAGAUGACGGCAGUGAGAGCCCUCACGAGCAGACGGAGGAAGAUCUGCUUCCGCCUGUGAAUAUCAGCAAGGAUGAAGAGCGAAUGCUCAUCGGUUCCCUUAUCGAUUCCUACGACUUCAAGAGGGAAGGGUUAGUGAAGAAGACGAUUAGCGUCAAGUACCAGGAUCAGGUGUACCAUCUCGUCUCCUAUUACACCCUGCGCCAUGCUAUGAGCGACCUCAUGAGUAGGCAGCCUUCGAGGAUGCCUGAGUUCGCCACCACGCAGCUCAUCGAUGAACUUGUCAACGGUCAGAAUUUCCGUGUUGCUGUUGACGUAAACGGAACGGAUAUUGCCAGCAACAACAACAAUACUCCUCCGCCUUCGACUGGCUCUCCGGGUCCAUCCUCCCACCGGUACCACGACGAGGAUCCCUACUCCCAUGGACACCAUCAGACUUACAUGUCGAGUUCAGGCCCCAGCGGGUACAAUUCGCCUCCCGUGCUCAACCGAUACGAUUAUCAAAGAGAGACGCUGUCUUACGAGACCUCCAGCACUUCUAUUCGCAACUGUUCCGGCUACGGCUCAAACGGAAGGAACGACGACAUAAGCCUUUAUUCGCCGUCCAUUCGGGACAACAUCCCGCGGUCGCAGAUGGCAUACCAACCCCCUCAAGAAUACCCUGGAUACCCACAGGAUAGCAGCGCGCGCUCAUUUUCCAUCGGUUCUGGUAUGCAUGGUGAUUCCCAUGCAAUGGAAGGCAACCCGCACCCCGGAAUGCCACAGGGCCGCUCCCAGUCGUACAGUGCCGGCGCACACUACAGUGGAAUGACCGACCCGUCGUCCUAUGUGAACGGCCCUCCUCCGAUACCACUGUUGGCGUCGAGAAGCAGCUUCACCAUGCAGCAGCAUCCCUUGGCGGCCGGUUCUGUUUCUCCUGAGAAGAACAACGGUUCUCAUGGAAGCUACCUCCCUUCUCCACGUCAGCAGCCUUCCACACCGGAGCACCCCGAAGAUCAAAGGCCUGGCCUGGGCUACCAAAUUGGAGAAGACCCCGUGACAUUCAGUCAACCCAACUGGUCGUAGUCGCCAACUUGACGACCAAAUAAUUGUGGCGUCGGAUU